Messenger RNA from Stylonychia lemnae, 3537 nucleotides. The record is from the annotation of a GenBank genome assembly. Lineage: Eukaryota; Ciliophora; Spirotrichea; Sporadotrichida; Oxytrichidae.
AUGCUAACUCAAAGUCAACUGACUUCAUUUUAGAAUUCUAGUUUGGACAAAAUAUCUACUGACUAGGUCCUUAUGCAAAUUUAAAACCAUCUAAAGUAAAAUAUUUAAUAGCCAGUCUUUGGAGGAGGCAGUUCUUAAAAAUCAAACUUUGACAAUCAAAACACGAACUAUCUGUCCUCACUUAAUUCUUCAGUAGAAAAAAAGACCAUAGAUCUCACAGGUACUCCUAAUUACUAGAAUAUGAUUGAUAAUUGUUCCCCUAAAGACUUAUUUAAUAAUAAAGAGAACAUUAUGAAAACUUAGAAUAUCUUGCUUAUUGAUGAUCUCAUUCAGCCAAUGCCUUAGAUGUAUGCGAGGAACUCAAUAGAUUCAACAGACUGCCAAUAGUUGCUAAACGAGUUCAAAAUACCCACUCAUCAAUCAAAUAAUGACAUGGAUAAGAACAACAAUAUCAGGAAUCAAAGUCAGUAGAUAUUCUUUCAAAUCCAGUCAUUAUUGGAAGAAUUCAGGGUUUUAAAUAUGAAAUACAGCUAGAAAUUAAAUUCAUGCUCAGCAUUAGAUCGGCAAGAAGUAAGCCAGAAGAUUGAGCUGAUAAGCAAUAAUAUAUACUACAUUCAAUAUGAAGUCAACAACAUCAAAUCUCAAGAUAUCUGUGAGUAGAUUGGCUAGAUCUCUGCCAGAUAAAUAAUGAUUUAAUCACUCAAAGCUUAACACUAAACACUAAGUGAGGAAUUGGAUAAAUACCAAGAUGAGCUAUCAAUUAAAACUAAAAUAGAUUAGCAGCAGUAAUAGAAUCAAUAUGCUAAUUUUACUACCAAUCCAAUUACUAACUCAAACCUUUCAUUGCAGUAAAACGAUAUAAAUGGAGAUGAAUCUGAACUUAAGAAAAGACUAAAUCAGAUAAUAGUUCUGUGCAAAAAGCUGAAUCCCUCAGACUCUCAACCUUAGAGUUCUAAAUUUGCAAUGCUUAAGUAAACGCUAGGAAUACAGUAGGAAUCAAAGCCAAAUCAAUAAGACUACAUCAAUAAAUCUGUUGGAGAUAUUAUCUUUGAUAUUGAGGAGGAGUUAAAAGUAAUGUGUGAGGGCUUUGAGCGCAGAGAUCAGACAAGAUAGGACAUUAAUCAGAAGAUGAUACAGGCUGUCAAGUAAUAGCAGUUUAAGGAGCAAAUGGCUUUGAAAUAUGAAUUCGAGUAGAAAUUGGUUUCUCAGAGAUAAGAAAGUGAGGAGAAGUUUAUCUAGCAACUAGAUCACAUGAGAAGAAGCUCUUAAAACAUUAAUGAGACUUCUGAAAUUCUGCAUUUAAACUAGGAAAUUGAUAGACUCUAAAACAUGAUAAAUCAAAAUCUAAAUGAAAUCUCGUAUUUGAAACAAAACAUGGGUCAUUUGGUGAAUGAAAAGGCUCAUCAGAUAGAGGCUAAUUUACUUAAAGAAUCAGAAAUUAAGGAGUAAACAAGGCUGAAGGAAAUCGAAAGUGAUAUGAAGAUUAUCAAACUUGAAUGGAAAAAUAAAAAUAAGACAUUGAAAGCUGACUAUGAAAAGUAACUUAGGCAAAAAGAGUAAGAAAUAAAGGAGCUGAAGGACAUGAUUAGUUAGAAUGAGAAGUAUUAGAAAUAAGAGAAUGAAUUAGUAGGGGAUAUGAAGUUACAAGAGGAGGAAAAAUAUGAAAAAAGAAUCGCACUUAUUAAAAAGAUGCACGAUGAGUAAGUACAGGAGCUUAAAAGAGUUAUAUCUGAAAGAGAAAAUGAAAUAGAGACAAAAAUAAUCAUAUUCAAUAAAUAGAAGGAUGAUCUCUACUAGAAAGCGAAGCAAGAUGCGAUCAAGGAGGAAAAGAUCAAAACUGAUAAGUAUCUUUCGAAAAUUGAACGAAUCAAGCAAUAAGAACUUGCAAUGUCAAAGAGAUAGCAAAGAAGCACCAUAAAUGAACUCAAAGAUUAGAUUUCACAGAUAGCUCAGUAACUAGACUUAUAUGCUAAAGCUAAUCCAUAUUAGCAAGCUUAAAUGAUAAAUUCAAUCUUGUCGCCUGAGUAAAGUUUCAACCCACUUUAGAAUCCCUCACAUCCAGGACUAGACUUGCAGAAUCUUAAAGACAGUGUAGGACAGUUAACCAAUUAAAUUAAAGAGAUUGACAGAGAUACCGGCAAGUAUGCAAGAAACGAAGAGAGAUCUCAGGCAUCAAGAUCUUAAAAUAGACUUGAAAAAUAUAAGCAAUCAAUGCUAGGCACAUCUGGAAAGAAAGGAGGCUUGAACGAAAGCUUGUCACGCGAGAGACCACUUUUCUAAUCUAAGCUAAACCUCACUUAGAAAGUUGACUUUGAUGUCAGUAACUAAUCUAUCCUAGUCGAUAAGUAGAGAGACAAGUCUGAAAUUAAUAAUAAAACCUUUAUGGAUUCUCAAAAUAUUUUAGAAGAGGUGAUUGAAGUCACAAAAGUCUAAGGAAUAUAAUGCAUUCUAGGUGCAUAGUUCUUUGAAACUCUAGAUCUAAGGGUUUGCAUGAGAUGUGGUUUAAAUGAUAAAAUCUAACCUGGACAAUGCAACUUCCAUCCCUUUAAGUGCCAUCACAAGUCAGGUUCUGGUAAGUAUAUGUACUCUCCACAGUGGCAUUAAUGUAGAGAAAACUGUGUCCAUGACUCUAAAGAGAAAACAGGAUGCAUUACCUUAGAUCAGCAUUACUAUGGGACUCAUCUUCCUUACAUGGAAUCAGUUGAAACUGAGAGAAAGAGGCAAAAGUCUCUUUAAAGAAAGAGUUUUAUGAGUACAAAAGAUGAUAAAGAAGUAAUGACUGAGGUAUCAUUGCUAUUCAAUCCUUUUAAGAAAACUUCUCAGCCGAACUCAUCAAGAUCACCAAGACCAUCUGAGAAAUCCUAUCAUUCUAGGAAAAGGUCAACAAGUAGUACAAGUUCCAACCCGUAAUAUAUGUCUUAGAGAAGAUCUAGCAAACAUAAUCAUUAUUCAUAAGUGAGUAAUGUUAAGAGUUCUACUCAUUCAAAAAGUUCAGUUAGUAAAACUAAACCAUCAUACCUAGAGUAAUCAAACUAUCAGACUUACGUGAGACUACCCGAGGAUAGAGAAAGCAUUCAAUCAUCUCCGUUAACAACUAGUAAGCUCUAAGUGACUGCCCCAGAUUAGAAAUAUUCCAGCAGGAUUCAUGAAUCUAGCCAUCCUGAUAAUGCCAGCUAUUCUUAAAGAUCUAAAAAAACAUAGAAUGCAUUAGCAGUUGUAUCACCUUUCAAAGAUUAACUUGAGAAUUAUAUAUAGUCAAUGGCAUCUUAAACUGAUCGAUUAGACAGUUAUAACUCUAUGAGCUCUAAUGGGAUGAAAUAUCAAACUAAUUCUUUCAACACAGCUACUUAGGUAAAAUGUGAGAAGGCUUUUGAUAGUAAUGAUAAUAUGAUGAUUCAGAGCAGAUACCUUAAAACUGAUCAAGAUUAGAAAUAAAGCUCAACUUAGAAAAAGAUACAUAAAAGUAGUACUAUUAUGAUUUAAAGUGAUGUUUCACAAAGCGAUAGGAGAAAUAGCUCCAGGCAUUCUAAAAUUUGA